AUGUCGUCACAGCAACUCCCCCCAAAUACAAUCUCCAUCAAGCGAAAGCGCACCGAUACGCCUGUCGACUCUCUUAGGAUCGAGCAUGGUGAAAAGGAAAUCAAGCGACAAAGGAGCAGCAACUUUGCAUAUAGGCGUCUCACAAAGCCGGGCGACCAUGUCCAACAGGUAUCAUCAGCACCGCCCACACCGACUCUCGCGCGACGCUUCCGUCUCGAUCCCGUUUCCAGAAUAGGCGCCAAACGGCAUUUCGUAGAAGAACAAGAAGUUGCAAAGAGGGAGAACGUCUUAACUGGCGGACAAGUACAAGAGCCAGUAUCAGACCCCACACCAGACUCAACACCGCGACCACGAAAGCGGCCAGGCGCAGGCAGCGCGCUACACCACUCAGCCAAGCCAUCCAUACACCGAAAACCGCCAGUCACCGAGCCCUCAGAAAACGAUGUCCGCAAUCUGGAAGCCUUGUCAAAAGAGGUGGAGAAAGUAGACAAUCUCGAGAUCCCCCUUCCCUCGCCCUCAAAACACAAGCCCAAAGCUCCAGCGAAGCGCUUUGCAGAGCGACAUCCUGAUAAAGCCGCAGCCCUCGCAGCCCAGGACGACCCAAUGGCUGAAGCCGACGCAAUGGAUAUUGACAGCGAAUACGUAUACGACCACUACGUCCGCGAACCUGUUCUACCAGACGCCCCAGCGCCCACAGGCACAGUCGGUCUCCUAGUUAUCAGCGAGGAGGACGCAGAUUGGUGGGACAACGAAGAGGGUAGCGACCGGGAGUUUGAUACCGAUGAUGAAGAUGAGAAUGCCGAGGAUUACUACGCCAAUGACUAUCCCGAGGAUGAGAUGAGCGACGACGAUGAGUUUGAUCGGAAUCUUUAUCAAUCUAAAUAUCGCCAUGGGAGCGAUGACGAAGAGUACAACAUUGGAGACGAUGAUGACAAUGCCUUGGGAAGUGGAGAGGACGAAGAUGAUUUGCAUUUCAAGAUGACGGUACCAAAAGCACAGAGAGUGGGGUAUUGGGGUAUGCAAGGGGAGUCGUAA
This is a messenger RNA of Alternaria atra, 1035 nucleotides long. RefSeq lists its product as uncharacterized. Gene Ontology annotation, biological process: protein import into nucleus. The coding region runs from base 1 to 1035 and encodes 344 amino acids. NCBI's taxonomy places the organism in Eukaryota, Fungi, Ascomycota, Dothideomycetes, Pleosporales, Pleosporaceae. Gene Ontology annotation, cellular component: cytoplasm. The transcript has a single exon. The record is from RefSeq and is a predicted model, not a curated record.